GAAAAUUGUACUGUGAGGACCUUGACAGCUUCACGGGCGGGCUUUUCCUUUUGCCUCCCUAUAUUUUCUGGAAUAUUUGUUCUUUUCUUUUACAAACUGACUCUGUAAAACCACCCCUUCUCGCCUCGCAGAAGGCAUCUGACUUUCUCAAAGAUACCUGGCAGGCUCUCAGAGCAUCCUCGGAGAGGCCAGGGACAGGGGCAGGUGCACCGAGAAGACUAGGGGGUGCACUUCUUCUUGACUUGGGGCUCUCUCUCUCUCUCUCUGCGCUCUCCAGACACUGAACUCUGAGCUGCAAGGACAGCUCCCGACUGAAGCUCUGUCACGGGUGCAUCCCAGGGAGGUGUAUCCUGCUGCCGCCGCCUCCCGACCUUCGGAGCGCGCAGACCUCCCGUCUUCGCGCCCCUCCAUCACCAGGGUCGUCCCUCCCUGCCGUAACCACGGGGCCCCCGCGCGUGGAUCGAGGAAUCUCUGCCCUCGGCGUCCGGCUCCUGCCUCUGCUCUCAGCCGGUGGGCUCCCCACGCGCGGCUCCUUCCGGACCUGACCGCAGCUGAGCCGCGCGGCUCUGCCGUCCGCGCUCUGGUGGUUGCCUAGCAAGGCGCGCAGCCCGCCUCGCCGCGUGUGCUCCCGGGGUGCAGAGGGCGCAGUGCUCCUCCUCCGACCCCGGGCUCUGCCGGCCUCCCCCACCAGCUGGCCCGUCUACUUCCGCGCCAGCUGAGGUCUCUUUGCCUUCUUGCGUCAAGCAUGUCAGGCUCUGGGCGAAAAGACUUCGAUGUGAAGCACAUCCUGCGACUCCGCUGGAAACUCUUCAGCCACCCGUCGCCAGCCCCUGGCGGCCCGGCGGGGGGCGGCUGCCUGCAACAGGACGGCAGCGGCAGCUUCGAGCACUGGGGACCCAGCCAGAGCCGCCUGCUCAAAAGCCAAGAGAAGGGCAGCGUGAGCACUUUCUGGAAGAAGACUUCCUCUUCCUCCUCUUCUUCGUCGUCCUCACCGCCGUCUUCCUCCUCGUCCUUUAACCCACUGAAUGACACCCUGCUGCCAGUGGCCACAAGGCUGCAGCAAGGGGCACCGGGGCAGGGCACCCAACAGCCAGCCAGGACUCUCUUCUACGUGGAGUCUCUAGAGGAAGAGGAGGUGCCAGGCAUGGACUUUCCUGGACCACACGAUAAAGGGCUGGUCCUGCAAGAGCUCAAAGUGGAGCCGGCCAACUCAAGCCAGGCAACAGGUGAAGGAUGUGGACACAGGCUGACAGCACCUAGCCAUUCAUUGACACCUCAAAGUGAUAUGGACUCCAGUAGCUCUGAAGAAUUCUAUCAGGCUGUCCACCAUGCUGAGCAAACCUUCAGAAAAAUGGAAAGUUACUUGAAACAACAGCAACUCUGUGAUGUUAUUCUGAUUGUCGGGAACCGAAAGAUACCUGCACACAGGCUUGUUCUGAGCUCAGUCUCCGACUAUUUUGCUGCCAUGUUUACAAGUGAUGUUUGUGAAGCCAAGCAAGAGGAGAUCAAGAUGGAAGGCAUAGACCCCAAUGCCCUCUGGGACCUUGUCCAAUUUGCAUAUACAGGUUGCUUGGAAUUAAAGGAAGACACCAUUGAAAACCUUCUUGCUGCAGCGUGCCUUCUUCAGCUUCCGCAAGUAGUGGAAGUGUGUUGCCACUUCCUCAUGAAGCUGUUGCACCCAUCCAACUGUCUGGGGAUCCGAGCCUUCGCAGACGCUCAAGGGUGUAUUGAGUUAAUGAAGGUAGCCCACAGCUAUACAAUGGAAAACAUAAUGGAAGUUAUGAGAAAUCAAGAGUUUUUACUGCUUCCAGCUGAGGAGCUCCAUAAACUCCUGGCCAGCGAUGAUGUAAAUGUUCCUGAUGAAGAAACCAUCUUCCAUGCAUUAAUGAUGUGGGUCAAGUACGACAUGCAGAGGCGAUGCAAUGACUUGAGUAUGCUUCUUGCCUUUAUAAGAUUGCCACUGCUUCCACCACAGAUAUUGGCUGACCUAGAAAACCAUGCAUUAUUUAAGAAUGAUUUGGAAUGUCAAAAGCUGAUUCUGGAAGCAAUGAAAUAUCAUCUAUUGCCAGAAAGAAGAACUUUAAUGCAAAGUCCAAGAACUAAACCUAGAAAAUCUACAGUUGGAACUCUGUAUGCAGUAGGAGGAAUGGAUAACAACAAAGGAGCUACAACCAUAGAGAAAUAUGACCUCAGAACAAAUUUGUGGAUCCAGGCAGGGAUGAUGAACGGCAGGAGAUUGCAGUUUGGUGUGGCUGUUAUUGAUGACAAACUCUUUGUAAUUGGAGGUCGAGAUGGCUUAAAGACAUUGAACACUGUUGAAUGUUACAAUCCCAAAACCAAGACUUGGACUGUUUUACCACCAAUGUCAACACAUAGACAUGGUCUAGGUGUAACAGUCCUUGAAGGUCCUAUUUAUGCUGUGGGAGGCCAUGAUGGCUGGAGCUAUCUGAAUACAGUGGAGAGGUGGGAUCCCCAGAGUCAGCAAUGGACAUUUGUAGCCAGUAUGUCCAUUGCCCGAAGCACAGUUGGUGUAGCAGCACUGAAUGGCAAAUACGAUCCCAAAACAGACACAUGGACCAUGGUGGCUCCUUUGAGUAUGCCCAGAGAUGCUGUUGGAGUCUGUCUCCUUGGUGACAGAUUAUAUGCCGUUGGUGGCUAUGAUGGGCAGACAUACCUCAACACUAUGGAAUCCUAUGAUCCACAAACAAAUGAGUGGACACAGAUGGCUUCUUUGAAUAUUGGGAGAGCAGGUGCCUGUGUGGUAGUCAUCAAGCAACCUUGACUUACUCUUUUUUUGGAGAGAUUUUAUCUGCUGGAGUGGUUAUUUUUAUAUCAGAGGGCAAGAAUGAGAACUUCCUAAGAUGAAAAUUCUUCAAGAACAAGGAUUUCUGUAGAUUUACCUACUGAUGUCAAAAGAGGUAGAAGAUCAAAGAGAACUAUAGGAAUCGAAAUAAACAUCACACUGCUAUGGGAACAAUGUCUGGCCGUAUAUUAGUUAGUUCAGGAAUGGUUAUUGGUAAUUCGUUUUGUAUUGUAGCAUACAAUAACUAAAGUUACCAAAGGCUUGUUUUUCUUGAGCAAUUAAAAGGAGAGACCAGUGUUUGUGACAUGGAUAAUUUCAUGGCUACAACUCAUUCAAUUGUUUUAUAGUUUGUGGCAGUAUCAAAGAGGUCAAAGACAGGAUAUUUCAUCUGACAGAAUCUGAUUGGUUUACUACUUUCCUAAUCAGAUGUGGUCAUUCUAGGAGGCAGAAUGAUGUUUUAUUAAAACAAACAUGCUUCUUCCUCAUUUUCUCAACUAUGAGGACAAUUAGAGAAACAGAUUCAUGCCUGUCUCUUGCAUUCAGAAAACAAACUGUUCUGCUAAUCAAAGCCGCAUAUUUCAUCAGAGAGGAUGGUUGAAUUUUAUUGCAACCAUAUUAGCAAUCUGAAGCUGGCAAACACAAAGGAUUGUUUUCAUUAGGCUUACCACAUUGCUUUGCUUUUUGAACACACUGAGCCAAAGAAUCAGUACAAUUAUGGGCUUUUGCCUUAUGUUGAGUUCAGUGUAAGCAUGGAAGCUAGUUAUUCUGAAUGUUAUAUAUAUUCAUUGCAUGUUAAAGUCCUUUAGAAUUUUGUUCAUAAAAGACAAAACAAAACAAAAACCUUAGAAUUUUGAGAGAGAAAUCUAUGAUUCAUUCAUUUGGAGUGUUAAUGAUCAUUGUUAGAAGGAAGGCGGACUUCAGAUUCUCAUUUCCCACUUUUCAAACUUGUUACAUUGAUAUGCACAUUAUUUUAUGACAAAUGUUUGUAACUGUUUAAAGCAUAAAGUGGAAACAUUAUACAAUGUCCUUAAUAAA
This is a messenger RNA of Leptonychotes weddellii (Weddell seal), 3838 nucleotides long. The record is from RefSeq and is a predicted model, not a curated record. Lineage: Eukaryota; Metazoa; Chordata; Mammalia; Carnivora; Phocidae.